AUGAAAUUGGACUUUCCUCAAGACAUCGCCCGUGAUUAUGAAAAAUUACUUCAACAUGGGCGUAACUCUGAUGUUAUUAUUCGUGCUGGUGAAGGACAAAACUUUAAAGAGUUUCGAGCACAUUCACUUAUAUUGAACGCACGUUCAACUUAUUUCUGCGCCGCUUUAUCUGCUAAAUGGGCCAAAAAAGAAGGCGAUUGCUUCAUUUCUAUGAUGCCAAAUAUUCCACCAUGUUUAUUUGAAAUUAUUAUAAGAUAUAUAUACACUACUGAAAUUAUUUUAAAUAACUUGAGCGAUCUUGAGACUUUACAACUUUUGGUUGCUGCUGAUGAAUUACUUCUUCAAGAUUUUAUUGAUAGGUUAUUACCUUUUAUACAUCAAAAGCUAGAAGAAUUUAUGAGGAAUGAUGCAAUUAGCAUUUUGCAAUUUGUUUUUAAAUAUAAUGCUUGUAAACCACUCCGUGACACUUGCUUUCAUAUUAUAUGCUCUUAUCCUGAAAUAUUAUUUGAACAUCAAAAAUUUACAGAGUUAGAAAAAUCCCUUCUUAUUCUUAUAAUGCAACGGGAUGAUCUGGGUAAUUUAACGGAAAUGGAAAUUUGGAAUUAUUUAAUCAAAUGGGGUACUGCUCAAGAUCCUGCGCUUCAAAAUAAAGUGCUUGAAACUUGGGAGGAAAAUGAAUUUUCCGUUUUAAAAAAUAUCAUUGUUGAUUUUAUUCCUUUAAUUCGCUGGAAUAACAUUUCUUCGGCUGAAUUUUGGAAGAAAAGAUCCUUUUUCCAAAAUGUCUUAUCAAAAGAAUUGUAUCAAGAUAUAUUGGCUUAUUAUCUUGACUCUACCACGCCACCUGCAAAAACUGUAAUGUUAAAAUCAAGAACUAAACCUGUUAAUCAGGAUACAAAAAAAUUUGAUGAGGCUUCAUACGCGGAUCUUGCUAAAAUUAACGAAAUGUUACUUCAAGAUGAUCCAAAUUACGAUGUCAUCAUUCGGGCUGGUGAUAAUCAAAAUUUAAAAGAAUUUCACGCUCAUUCCCUCAUCUUGAACGCUCGUUCUCCUGAUUUUUUUGGUGCUUCUAAUUAUGUUGAAAAAGAUGGAAAAUUUUCAAUUUUUACAUUUGAAAAUAUUUCCGUGAAUACUUUUGAAACUAUUUUAAGGUAUUUAUAUACCGCUAAAAUUACUUUAGAUGACUUGGAAAUCUUGAAACUUUUCGUAGCAGUCAAUGAAUUAAAUCUUAAAGAUUUUAUUGAUAAAGUAAUCCUUUUUAUGCAUCAAGAUCUUGAGAGUUUUAUGAAACAUGAUUCUGUUGAUGUAUUGAAAAUAGCUUUUCAAUAUGAUUCUUGUGAAUCAUUACGCAACAUGUGUCUUCAGUUUAUAUGUGCUUCACCUGAAUCAUUAUUUGAACAUCAAAAGUUUGUUCAAUUAGAUCAAUCCAUUCUUACACUUAUAUUAAAACGUGAUGAUCUGGGAAAAUUAAAUGAAAUUGAUAUUUGGAAUUAUUUAGUAAAAUGGGGUAUUGCUAAAAAUCAAUCAAUUCUUCAAAACGAGGACAUGAAAACAUGGAAAGAUGAUGAUUACAAUAUAUUAAAAAAGAUUAUUGAUGAUUGCAUUCCUUUGAUUCGUUGGUUCCAAAUAUCUGGAAAAGAAUUUAGGAAAAAUAUUUCUUUUCUUGAAAACAUUUUAUCUACUGAGUUAUAUCAUAAUAUCCUAAAUUAUCAUUUGGAUCCUAGUUCACUACCUAAAGAAAUUACCAUUUUACCUCCAAGAUAUAAAUUAGAUCAUAUGCCUCAUAUUAGAUCUGAUCAAUUUAAUAUAAUCGCUAGUUGGAUUGAUAAGAAGGAUUUGGAAAAAGAUUCUCAAAACUUCUUAUCUGGACUAUUUCAAUCAAAUAAUACAUCUGAGCGAACAAUUUCAAAUGCAAAAUUAAAGGAUACAUUAUAUUAUAAUUCUAAUAAUAAUCCUUACGAUUUUAUCCCUUUAUAUUGUUCAAAAAGGGGUGGACCUAGUGAAUUUCAUAAAUUAUGUGAUCAUAAAGGUCCAACUGUGACAAUAGCAAAAAUACGUAUAAAUAAUUCUGAAUUAUGUUUGUUUGGUGGUUAUAAUAAUUUAGGUUGGAAACCUUAUUCUAACAAAAAAAAUCCAUAUUAUUCAUUUUCAAAAUCAAAUAAAAAUUUUUUAUUUUUAUUUGAAAACGAAAGUGAUCUUAGUACAACAAAAAUUGCUCGCGUUAAAAGAAAUAAUUCUGCUGUUGGAUAUUGCUCAGAUUAUGGUCCAAUAUUUGGCUCAAAAAAUUACUAUUAUUAUUUUGAUUCUAAACCAGUUUUAAGAAAAUGGUUAUCAAAAUGUAAAAGUAAAACUAAUUAUCCGGACUUUAAAAAUUUUUCAAAGUUACAAAGUGCUACUUGUUACACGAUCGAAGAUUAUGAUGUUUGGCAAGUAGUUAGAAAAAACACUUGA
Racocetra persica is the source of this 2448-nucleotide messenger RNA. The record is from the annotation of a GenBank genome assembly. Lineage: Eukaryota; Fungi; Glomeromycota; Glomeromycetes; Diversisporales; Gigasporaceae.